Molecule: messenger RNA, 6564 nt
Organism: Cloeon dipterum
Lineage: Eukaryota; Metazoa; Arthropoda; Insecta; Ephemeroptera; Baetidae
Gene: Nipped-B
Product: Nipped-B cohesin loading factor
Exons: 27
Coding region: 253-6351 (2032 amino acids)
Biological process (GO): establishment of protein localization to chromatin; replication-born double-strand break repair via sister chromatid exchange; regulation of gene expression
Cellular component (GO): Scc2-Scc4 cohesin loading complex
Molecular function (GO): chromatin binding
Source: RefSeq, a predicted model, not a curated record
GCACGCCAGCAGUCACUAUGGCAUGGGUUGCUAUGCGGCCAGAGUUCACGAAAACACAGUACAUACAUAUUGUGGAAUAGUGUUUGGCGCGUCGUUUUCUCCGGUUUUUUGAUUUCCCGGUGAUAAGUGCGGAAAAUUGUUUCCAGUCAAAAUGGUGCCUUCGAGCUGCGCCAGAGAUAGCGAGUUCCCAAUCUCUGUUCCGGCCAGGCGUUCUCUCAUUAAGACGGCAUAAACAAAAAAUCAACCCCCAAGAUGAACGGAGAGAUACCAAGUGUUCCGAUCACCACCCUGGCGGGCAUUUCAAGCCUAACAGACUUGUUGCCUGAAAUGCCCUUGCCGACGCCCCUGCCUCAAACCAUGAGCAAUAAGUCUCUGCUUUUUCACCCCCGAGUGGCAGAAGAGGCUCAGAUUUUGUUGAGCGUACACGAUGACAACCUGGUUCCUCAACUCAUUCACAGUUUGAUUGAAACCUCUGCCGAGCACAUAGAGCUGAAGGAUCAUUUCGCGGGCACGGAUCACCUGAUCGAACACCAACAAAACAUCCCUGUUCUGCUCAAAGCGAUCUUGCAGAGAAACCCCAACGCCUUUAAAGGCCCCAACACCCAAGCGGCUCGAGCGUCCUGUACGAGAGCGCCCGCGGUGAGCAACUUCGUUCCACAGCCAGCGGUGGCGCCGAGUUUUCCGCUGGUGGAGCAAAACUCCGUGUUCCCCAACCUGAUGCCGCAGCACCAACAGCCGCCACCGCCGCCGCAGCAGCAAGUAACCCCAAAUAGGUUUGUGAACAACCUGUCUGGCCUGGAGCAGUGUUCCUUCUCGGGCAACUUCAACCAGCAAAUGCCGGCGGCGAUGUCGAUGCCCCUGCCGACCCUGGCGCAGACGCCGCAGCAGCUGCUCAAGGUGCUGGAAGAGGACAAGGUGGUCAACGGCAGCAACAGCAGCUUCGCCGCUGCCGCCAGCAGAGCGCUACAAAACUGCAACGAACCCCAGCACAACGCCGUCAAAGAGGAGCAUAAACCUGUUGCCUCUAAUUCUGCCUCAGCGCCGCCUCCACCCCCACCAGAAGAGCCAGUUAAAAAUUCGUCAGUAUUUAAGAUCAAGGAGCCAAGAGUCAUGCUGAACAGGUUAAAUCCAGAGGAUGAAGCUCUGAUGCAGAAGAGUUUGAAGGAGUUUGCUCAAAACAAGCCAGACCUGGCAAACAAGUUGGGCAUAACGCAAUGUAAGGAAAACAACACGUCUCGCAGAGCUGCUACAAGAUCUAAGUACAAGGAAGUGUCUUCUUCGUCUGACAGCGAGGAAGAGACCGCAAAAAAGUCCAACUCGAAAAUUUUCAAAAAUAAAGGGCGAGAGAAAGAGGCGCUGCGAAAGCGAGAGCGAGAGGAAAAGCGGAGCAAGCAGCAGGAUGACGACUACGAACUGCCUGACUUUGAGUCUCCUAGCAGAGGCCGAAAGUCGAAUUCCACUGAUGAGUCUCCAAGGAAGAAAAUCCGCAGAAUUGAGCGAAAGUUGGUUCCUGUGAUUCAAAAAUUAACCACCGACGAGUUGAUGGAGAGCAACACAUAUCAACGGUUCAGCAAGUGCGUCGACCUCAUUUUUGAAAACACCGAAGAUUUAGAUCUGAACGCAGAAUUUGAGGAAGACAUGGACGUGCCGAGCGAGGCUCUCAUUCCCAAGUACCAGCUGCAAGACUUGUACAGCGAAGCCGCCAAACUGAAGACCAUGGGUGCCACUCAGUCCAUUCCGCCCGAGCGGCUUGUCCGGUUGAUGAAUAUUUUGGAGAAGAAUAUUCGUGAUGGAGCCAGAGUGUCACCAUUGGCCGAUCCGGACGAUGACGAGGAGGAAACAAAGUUGUGGCACGACAUCGCCAUGGAGCGAGUGCUUCGGGGCGUGGACUCAUCCUUGUCGGUCUUGUACAUUCUAACCUCUGCCAACAUGCCCAAACGCGUUUACUUGGAGGACGUGAUCGACAGAGUGGUUCUAUUCACCAAAUACCAGCUUUCGAAUACGAUAUUUCCCUCUUUCGAUCCAGUGUACAGAGUCACUUCCAAGAAAGAUGGUGUGAGUGCGAAGAAGAAGCGGGCGCACAAUAAGGAAGUGCGCGAGAAAAGCAUUUUGCUGUUGUACAAUAAGCUGAACGAAGUAGUUGGUUUGCUCUCUGAGUUGCUGUCAAUACAAGUCCUAACGGACACCGCUGUGUUAAAUGUGUCUACGCUGAGUGUGUCUCCGUUUUUCGUGGAGAAAGUGUCUGAAUUGCAGUUGUCCUCACUUAAAUUAGUCACCACAAUUUUUACUCGCUACGAGAAGCAUAGAAGGUUGCUGCUGGAUGACAUUCUAGCCUCAAUCGCAAGACUGCCAAGCAACAAGCGCUCUCUUCGCUCUUACCGCUUGAACAAUCAGGAACACAUUCAAAUGCUUACUGCCCUCGUGUUGCAACUGAUCCAGUGCGUGGUCGUGCUUCCCGACCGCCUUCACAAGUCCAAGGAUGGAAAAUCCGUACCGGCCGAUGCGCCACCCGCCGAAGGCGAAGACGGAAAAUUGGCCAACAGUAUCACCCAGGUCAAUAUUUGUGUGGACCGUGAUGUAUUUGUGAGAACGCGGCACGACCUUGCCAUCCAGUUAGCUGGCACCUUUCUGACUGUCUUCUUGAACAAGUGCGGCAACAAGAAUGAAGAGAUCGACUACCGACCGUUGUUUGAAAACUUCGUGCAAGACUUGUUGACCACUGCCAAUAAGCCAGAGUGGCCGGCCGCUGAGAUGCUCCUCAGCCUUUUGGGCAACAUCCUGGUCAAGAACUUCAUGAACAAGGGCACCGACAUGUCCCUCAGGGUGGCGUCGCUCGACUAUUUAGGUGUCGUUGCUGCUAGGCUGAGAAAAGACGCAGUGUCGUCGUCACUUAAGGUUGACUCCAUCAAUAAACUCAUUAAUGAGAUCAAGGAGGAGGAGAGGAAGGACUUGGAGGAGACUGGUUCCAACGAAAAGAAAACAAAGAAAAGUGAGAAUGUAUCUGCCAUGGAGGAAGAGGAGGAGCGGUGUCAGUACCUGCAGAAGGUGUUGCUCGACUACCUGGCGGUGAACGCGCAAGGCGACCAGUGCUUCAACUACGCCAGGCAUUUCUACAUUGUGAUCUGGUUCAAAGGAGCAGCUGAUGAGAUCAGCAGACACUUUGACAACAUAGUGAAAACAAACAAAAAGACGAAAAAGAAGAAGAAGAAAAAGAAAGGUGGAGAUUCCGAGUCUGAGGAGGACGAAUCGGACGAAGACUCGGACGCUAAGGAGGAGCACGAAAAUGCCGAGGUCACCGCGUUGGUCGAGAAGCGCAAGUGCUUUCUCAUGUCCAAGGUGAAGCCCUUCGAGGACACAGGAGGAGGAAAAACGCAGGUGCUGCAGACGUACAUCGACUACGACAGCGCCGAAUUGAUUUGCCGAUACCUUGCUUCAAAGCGGCCUUUCUCCUACAGCUUUGACGUUUACCUUAUGCAGAUCCUCAAAGUGCUGAACGAGCACUCAAUCGCGAUUCGCACAAAAGCAAUGAAGUGCCUGACGAUGGUCGUGGAGGCCGACCCUUCGAUUUUGGGCCGGACUAACAUGCAGUACGGCGUGCAGCACUCGUUCCUGGACCACGCGACCUCGGUGCGAGAAGCGGCCGUCGAUCUCGUAGGCAAAUUUGUGCUCAGCUGUCCAGAUCUGAUCGACAAGUACUACGACAUGCUUUCGCAACGAAUUCUGGACACUGGCGUCAGUGUGCGUAAAAGAGUGAUUAAAAUCAUGAAGGACAUAUGCAUAGAGUGUCCAGAGUUCCCGAAAAUACCUGAAAUCUGCAUAAAAAUGAUCAGGAGGGUAAACGAUGAAGAAGGCAUCCGAAAACUUGUCAUGGAGGUGUUCCAAAAUAUGUGGUUCACGCCAGUCAAAGAGAGGCCACAUUUGGACAACAACGCUCUGCUCCGGAAAGUACUUAACAUCACUGAAGUCGUUUAUCUGUGCAAGGACACUGGACUCGAUUGGUUCGAGCAGCUGCUGCAAAGCUUGUUUAAGCCAAAGGAAGACAAAGAUGACGCUGCGAAAGUGCAGACGCAGCCGCCACAAGCGCUUUUGACGGCUUGCAAGCAAAUAGUCCACUGCCUGAUUGAAAACGUGCUGCGCUUGGAAGGCACCCGAUUUGAAUCGUCGUCAGAGACAAUGACGCCGGAAGAGGCCUUGACCCAAAGACUGGUUGCAAGUCUCACAACUCUGUACCUGCUGGCCAAAAUCAGGCCCCAACUGUUGAUCGAUCACGCCACCACCCUGCAGCCUUACCUAAGUUUGAAAUGCAAGAGCUCUGCCGACUUCCAAAUAAUCAGUUGCGUGGCUCGCACCCUCGAACUGGUGGUUCCGCUGAUUGAACACCCAAGCGAGUCGUUCAUGGCGCAGCUGGAGGAGGACGCAGUCAAGCUGAUUCUGCAGCACGAAAAGUCCGUUGUGGCCAGCUGCCUCUCGUGUCUAGGCUCUGUCGUGAACAACGUGACCAAAAACUUUAAGUUGAUCAAGGACUGCUUCAAGAAUUACUAUGGCACUAUCACUUCGUACAAGCAGCUACAUUUGAAAGACAAAAAUGACCCACGGCUCAACCAGCACAAGGCCUACUUUAAAAGGGCGCUCUUCACGGUCGGCUUGCUCAUCAGACACUUUGACUUCACCCUUCCUGAGGUCAACGAAGGCUUGCCUCCGGACAUCAAGGAGCAGGUGUUCCAGACACUAUUCUACUUCCUUCAGAAUGGCAACUUCGAUGUGCAGUACUUCACUCUGCAGGCGAUCGGCUCGAUGUGCAUCAGGCACUACGACUACAUGCUGAUGGACGACCUGAAAAACAUGUACCACCUGCUGUUGACGGACAAGGACGCGCACAUUGCGAUGCGAAUCCAAGUUCUGUCCAAUAUAGAAACGUACCUGCAAGAGGAGGAGCUGCGGAUGAUUAAGCAGGACCAGGAGUGGGCAAAACUGUCAAAGAAGGAGAAUUUAAAGGAAAUGGGAGACGUGAGCUCUGGCAUGGCCAGCACUGUGAUCCAAAUCUACUUGAAAUAUGUGCUUGAUGCUUUUCUUCACUCCAAUGUUGCUGUGAGGAAGGCGGCGCUAAGAGUCAUUCAAUUAAUUUUACAGCAAGGUCUCGUCCAUCCUGUACAGAUUGUGCCGUACUUGAUUUGCAUGAGCACGGACAAAGAACAGGCUGUGAGCCACAGUGCGGACAAGCAGCUGCAGGAGAUCGAGAAAAAGUACCCAGGCUUCAUCCACAUGAAGACCCUGGACGGCAUCUGGCUGUCGUUCCGCCUGCAGGAAAUCCUGCAAAGCGGCGAGAUGGUGCGCGGCUUCCGCACCAAGGAAAAGGAGCUGCCGACCGCGCUCAAUGGCUUCCUCUACUCGAUCCUGCGCAACACCAAACAGCAGCGCAGAGCAGUCUCGCUCUCCAUCCUCAAGCAGUUUGAUGAGCAAGCAAAAACGAGUCUGUCUCAAAUGCUCUACUUGGCCGACAACCUCGCCUACUUUCCUUACCAGGUGCAGGAUGAGCCGCUUUUCAUUGUGCAUCACAUUGACAUAGUCCUUUCCUUGUCUGGAACCAAUCUGCUCCAAUCAUUUCGCGAGUCGUUAAACCUGACAAAACCGGCAAACGAACUGGGACCAGAGGAAGAGCCUGUGAUAGACGAAGAGGAUGAUGAGGAAGACGUCGACGAACUUAUGAAACGAAUUUCAGAUAACAAUAAGCCCCUUCUCGACUGCAUCACAGCGUCGCAAGGCUGCAUGCUUUUAUUAGUUUUAAAACAGCAUCUUAAGGAUAUGUACGGAAUAAGUGAUUCGAAACUAGGGCAGUACGCUCCGACCGAGUCGGGGAAGAUUUAUGAAAAAGCCUUGACAAGGAAAAGUAAUUCAAUUUUUGAGCCGAAAGCCACCUUGCAAAAGCUGAGGGAAGGUUCGCUCACGACGCUGCUGACCGAGGAGGACAAGCGAGACGUCAUUCGCCAAUACUUAAGUUUUAAGCAACUUAUGCUCAGUUUCGAUGGCAAGGACGGCGACGAGGAUGAAGAGGAGGACGGCCCAAAGGUUACCAAAGUGUACGCCAUUUCGCAGGCGGCUCCGGACGAGUCGGCAUGCACUUCUGCCCAGGGCCCUGACGGCCAGGAGGUGCAGUAUCCGAAAAUCCCGAAACUAACAAUUGUGCCAGUGAAGGUUCCGAACGAGGGCAGUGGCAAGUCAUACAAAUCUCACCACAAGGUGCACAAGUCGGAGCGCCACCGCAAGCACAAGCACAAAAAGAGGAAACGCGUCGUGAACAGUGAAGACGAGGACGACGAAAACGAAUAUAGUGAUCCUGAUUUUAUUGUUUAAUUGUUUGCUUCUCUAGUAUUCAAGUGGACCUUGUUAAGUGGUGUACAGAACAGAACACAGACACACGUGACGUUUCUUUUCCUGUGCAAAGUUAUCAAUUGUAUCAAAGAUUGGUAAAUACUAAGAUAAUUGUGUAAAUAAAUAAACACACACGCAUAUAUAUUUAUUAAAGAAGGUGUGGGGAAACUUCUACACCACAAAAUUUACCUGAAA